AGACUCAUUAAAUCUGGUCCACUGAUUACAUUUAACUGCCAGCUUCAAACCCAUUUGACAUGUCUUACCGAUCGGUCCAUGUAGAGAAUGUCAGUGUGUGGGAGGAGCUUCUGAGACUGAAACAAUCCCAGCAUCUGGGAGGGAUUUCAUGAGGAAUGAAACAUAUGUAGGACACACAAAGACUUCCUGGUAGGCUGGCUCUAGCAUGUUACAGAUCAAGGAGAAUGAGUCUUUCAGCAGAGGAAGGAUAUGAAUACAAUGAAGAACUCAGAAUCGUCUUGUUGGGUAAAACUGGAGUAGGAAAGAGUGCUGUGGCAAACACCAUACUGGGGAGGGAAGAGUUAAACUCAUGUCUCAGCUCCACCUCUGUUACCACAGACACUGUAAAGAAACAGACAGUGGAACACAACAAAUUGGUGACUGUGGUGGACACCCCAGGUCUGUUUGACACAGAAAAGCCCAAUGAGAUGAUAAAGGAGGAGAUGAUAAAAUGUGUUCAGUUCUCCUGUCCAGGGCCACAUGCUUUCCUGGUGGUCAUGCAGCUGACCAGAUUCACAAAGGAGGAGAAGAUGUGUGUCGAAGCUCUGCAGGAGAUCUUUGGUGAAGAAGCAAGCAAGUUUAUGAUCGUCCUGUUCACUCGUGGAGAUGAUCUUGAAGACCAAACCAUUCAAGAGUUUGUUGAAAAUGGCGAACCCACUCUGAAGGAGGUGAUCAGAAAGUGUGGAGACAGGUAUCACGUCUUCAACAACAGGGAGAUGUCCAACAGAGCCCAAGUGAAGGAGCUGUUGGAGAUUAUUGACCGCAUGAUGGCCCUGAAUGGGGGAGGCUUCUACACGCAGGAGAUGUAUGAGGAGGCAGAGGCCAAGAUCAGGGAGAAGAUGGAGGAGAUUAGGAGGAAGGAGUCUUUUAGUAAAACCAAGAAUUUCUGGCGGGAUAAGGAUGAGGAAGAGAAACAUUACCGAGAGAUGGCAGAAAGGAGUGACCUCAAUUGUAACUUUAAAAAGAAUCUAAAUCAGAAAGUUCAUAAUGCAUACAAAGUUGUACAAAAUUAAUUUGUUUUGGCCAAAUAAAGGUGCAUCUUCCCAUUUGUACAGAUGUGACUGACAGUGUCUAGGGUCCUUACAAUCUUGUAUGUAAAAACCUUAAUACUCUAUGUUUGUUAAAGAAUAAUAAUCAGUUUUAUUUACCUUGAAGGAAUCAUAUGACUGUAUCAUUUAAGAUACCCUACAACAUACAGUUUAAUUGUCAAACAACAAAUUCCAUAUAUUCUCUAUGUCAGAGUGUGAUUGUUCCUCCUGGACAGGGUGGUGGGGGCCUGCAGUCUAUCCCAGUCAGCUAAGGGCACAAAGCAGGGUAGCAUGUGAUUUGCAUUUAAUAUUAAGGCUGUCAUUUCAUUCAUGUGCUUUGAUCUGU
Paramormyrops kingsleyae is the source of this 1413-nucleotide messenger RNA. RefSeq names its product GTPase IMAP family member 9-like. NCBI's taxonomy places the organism in Eukaryota, Metazoa, Chordata, Actinopteri, Osteoglossiformes, Mormyridae. Gene Ontology annotation, molecular function: GTP binding. The record is from RefSeq and is a predicted model, not a curated record.